Messenger RNA from Phodopus roborovskii (desert hamster), 1476 nucleotides. RefSeq names its product protein SCO1 homolog, mitochondrial (gene Sco1). Gene Ontology annotation, biological process: mitochondrial respiratory chain complex IV assembly. The coding region runs from base 41 to 904 and encodes 287 amino acids. The transcript has 6 exons. NCBI's taxonomy places the organism in Eukaryota, Metazoa, Chordata, Mammalia, Rodentia, Cricetidae. The record is from RefSeq and is a predicted model, not a curated record.
AUGGAGGGGCGGCCCCAAAGAGGGGCGGUUUCCUAAACUCAUGGCGGCGUUGGUGCUGUCGCCCUGUGCGGUGAUGCGGCCGCAGUGCCGCCAGCUCUGGCGUCUGUUCCCUCACGGCCGUGGGCUUUGGGGUCCGGCGGGGAGUUCGCGGCCGGGAGAGGCGCGCUGCUGUCUAGGGGUCCGGGCCUUCAGCGUCGCGCCGCCAUCGCCGGAGGCCCAGGGGCCCGAGCCCAAGGGCGGCCAAUCCGGGCCGCGCCGCCCGAAGCCCGGGCCCGUUUCUUGGAAGUCUUUAGCGUUGACUUUUGCCAUUGGAGGAUCUUUAUUGGCUGGAAUGAAGUACUUCAAGAAAGAAAAGAUAGAAAAGCUGGAGAAGCAACGGCAUCGAAGCAUUGGGAAGCCUUUACUAGGAGGACCAUUUUCCCUCACAACUCAUGAUGGAGAGCCCAAAACUGACAAGGACUUCCUAGGCCAGUGGGUAUUGAUUUAUUUUGGCUUCACUCAUUGCCCUGAUAUCUGUCCAGAAGAACUAGAAAAAAUGAUUCAAGUUGUGGAUGAAAUAGACAGUAUUCCAUCCCUGCCAAAUUUAACUCCACUUUUCAUCACCAUUGACCCAGAAAGGGACACAAAAGAAGCCAUCUCAACUUAUGUGAAAGAAUUUUCUCCCAAAUUGGUUGGUUUGACUGGCACAAAAGAAGAGAUUGAUGGAGUGGCCAGAGCAUACAGGGUCUAUUACAGCCCUGGCCCUAAGGAUGAAGAUGAGGACUACAUAGUUGAUCAUACAAUAAUAAUGUACUUGAUUGGACCAGAUGGAGAGUUUCUUGAUUACUUUGGCCAAAACAAGAAGGCGGCAGAAAUAGCUGGUUCAAUUGCUGCACACAUGAGGUCACACGUGAAGAAGAGGUAGCCAGAGUGGUGUCACCAGACACAGGAUUGUCUUGUUGAAGAGGAAGGAGGCUUUGUCUCCCAGAGGAGCCCGGAUAUAAUGUAACAUGUACAGAAUGGCCUUUCAUACCCUGAGAUGUUUCAUUCUACAUGAGAUGUUGCCCUUGAACUCAGCCAACCCGGUCUGCCACAUAUCUCCCAUGAGUCCAAAGGGCCAGGAUAAGCAGAGCCAGUGGAGAACAGGCCUCCCAGAGCCAUCAAGAGCACCCUUCCAUAGGAAGGAGGGCAGCAUUGCUACCCCAACAAUGCCUGGGACCUUGCUCAGUCGAAUUGUGGGGCCACAUUCUACAGUGGGGUGUCAUUUCCAUAGUGCUCUUGCCUUUUCAACUUGUGUGCCUAUUUGCUUGCAGAUGGUCAAGAUAAGCAUUCAAGUUUAUCUUUAUACUUGAGAAUAGAACUCAGUCUUCCUUGAAAAGGAAUGUCAAGUUUUCAUUUCGUUCCCUCAGCAGAUGCUGCUUUGACUACUGAAAGAGAAAACUUACUGUUGGGCAUAACUGUUGCUUCAGUUCCUGCAUUUUUUUUUUUUUUUUUUUU